AAAUUAGAACAAGUACACACUUUUUUAUCAGAUCUCGAGUUAUUGCGUAUAUCCGUUAUGUCUCGAGACAAUGCUCAAAAUGAGGAGAGAGAAAUUUUGGAUGGUUUUGAAGGUCUUUUGACAUCCGUAGCAUCUCGAUGCAAUGAUAUACCAAAUUCAAAUGUAAUCUUCCGAAGUUCUGAAUCGAUACGAGGUACGGAUGUUGGAAAUUUGGGUGUUUUAC
This is a messenger RNA of Racocetra persica, 223 nucleotides long. The record is from the annotation of a GenBank genome assembly. NCBI's taxonomy places the organism in Eukaryota, Fungi, Glomeromycota, Glomeromycetes, Diversisporales, Gigasporaceae.